AUGCCGCCUUAUUCCUACCCAACAUUUGAGGAAAUUGAAGCCAAAGAAUGGGCCUCCAACACGGUGAGCAACAUCCUGUCAGAUAUUUCGCCUGUAUCAUUCGAAGCAGACUUUUCGCAUUCAAAAAGGUCUCAAUUGGAAACUGAGUCAUAUCCUGUGGAUAAAAGCGUUUGCUAUGGUAAGAACAGCCAUUUGAGGCGAUCCUUUUCAUUUCUAGAGGGUAGUCUACUCUCCAACCUGCCAUCGCAGCAACAACAGCAACAACAGCAAGAGAAAGAGGCUAGGAACUCUCGUAGAUCACAGAGCACUAUUUUGCCAAGCACUCGUAUCAUCAGUGAUGUAUCCAAAUCAGCAAUGACACGAUCAGCACCUACGACACCAACAAACAAACUAUCGCCUCAGCCUUCCUUUUCAAGCCGCAUUAGACAUACUUGGCACAUGGAUCGUGCAUCAGUAAAGCAGCUAUUUAAUACAUCUGACAUUCAUGACAAUCACAAGAAAUCCUCCAAAGAACAAAGAGGCAUCACUAUUUGGCGAAAUACAUGCCAGGAAUACAUGCUGCAUCCUCCUCCAUCACUUCAAAUCGAGACCAAAGUACCCACCAAAAGAUCCAUGCAACUAUCCAAGUUUAUCAUGGGCGAAUUGCUCAGCACAGAAGAAACUUAUUUAAACCAUUUGCUCACUAUAAAAAAUUUUUACAUGGAUCCACUGCUUCAUGCUGCUAAAAGCCAUAAAUCACUUGUCAAUCUCAAAGACAUUGAAACCAUAUUUGCAUUCAUACCUAAACUGAUCAUCUUAUCUACCGCACUUGUCGAGCAACUGCACGACACCAUCACACCAUACCUAGACGACGAUUCACAGCUCAAUCAAGUCGCCGUGGGCAAGGCGUUCUGCAACCUGGAGUCUUAUUUCGACAUCUACAUUGCCUAUGCUGUCAACUUUUCUAAAUCAAGAAAAUGCCUCUCCAAGGCGAGCUCCAGCAUUGUGUACCGCCAAUUGGUGCAAGAUACAAUGAGAAAAAAAGAGACAAACCGAAUGGUUCUAUCAGACUACAUGAUUGCACCUAUUCAAAGAAUCACGCGUUAUUGCCUAUUAUUAACAGAUCUUCAAAAGCAUUCGAAUAGAUCUCAUCCUGAUUAUGUAUAUUUGGCUAAAUCACUCAAAACUCUCUCUGCACUUGCAUUUGCUAUGGAUACUAUACAACAAUAA
Messenger RNA from Mucor velutinosus, 1209 nucleotides. RefSeq lists its product as uncharacterized. The transcript is spliced from 3 exons. Gene Ontology annotation, cellular component: cytoplasm. Gene Ontology annotation, molecular function: guanyl-nucleotide exchange factor activity. The record is from RefSeq and is a predicted model, not a curated record. The coding region runs from base 1 to 1209 and encodes 402 amino acids. Lineage: Eukaryota; Fungi; Mucoromycota; Mucoromycetes; Mucorales; Mucoraceae.